Messenger RNA from Arachis duranensis, 2452 nucleotides. RefSeq names its product exocyst complex component EXO70A1. NCBI's taxonomy places the organism in Eukaryota, Viridiplantae, Streptophyta, Magnoliopsida, Fabales, Fabaceae. The record is from RefSeq and is a predicted model, not a curated record. Gene Ontology annotation, molecular function: phosphatidylinositol-4,5-bisphosphate binding. Gene Ontology annotation, cellular component: exocyst. Gene Ontology annotation, biological process: exocytosis. The transcript has 12 exons. Bases 245 to 2212 code for a protein of 655 amino acids.
GGAUUAGAAUUUAGAAGAAAAGACACCCUGGAACAAGAAAGAGUCGAGCAAAAGGCAAAACCGGUUCCUCCGAAUCCAAACUUGCAGUGUGUGUUUGUGGGUCCAUUUCACAACAACUGCUGCCACCAUUCAAAUACAAAAUCUCCACCCACCACCACCACCGCCGCCGCCGCCGCCUCCUUCUCUUCUCUUCUCUUUCUUUCUGAUCUAUUUUUCCUCCUUCUUCUUCUUCAAUUGCAACACCAUGGGAAUUGCAGUGGGAGGAGCUGAUUUGCUGAGUGAGAAAGCAUCCAUGAUGAGGGAGUCUCUGCAAAAGAGCCAGACCAUCACUGACAACGUUGUUACCAUCCUAGGUUCCUUUGAUCACCGCCUCUCCGCCCUUGAAACCGCCAUGCGCCCCACUCAGAUUAGGACUCAUUCUAUUAGGAAAGCUCAUGAGAAUAUUGAUAAAACUUUGAAGGCUGCUGAAGGGAUUUUGGCUCACUUUGAUCAAUACCGCCAGGCAGAGGCAAAAAUACUUAAGGGGCCACAUGAAGAUUUGGAAAACUAUCUUGAUGCAAUUGAAAAACUGAGAAGCAACAUCCAGUUUUUUGGCAGUAAAAAAGGUUUUAAGAGUAGUGAUGGUAUUAUCUUCCACGCCAGUAAUUUGCUAGCUAAAGCCAUUUCUAAGCUUGAAGAUGAGUUUAAGCAGCUAUUGUCAUCUUACAGCAAACCUGUGGAACCUGAGCGCCUCUUCGAUUGCCUUCCAAACUCUAUGAGACCGUCAUCAGGAUCACCUAGCCAGGAGGGUGAUCCUACGGGAAAGAACCCGUCUUCUAAUCAUCAUUCCGAGUCGCACAACAACAAUAAUGCUGAUGCUGUUGUAUACACACCUCCUGCUCUUAUACCACCAAGAAUUUUGCCACUUCUACAUGAAUUAGCGCAGCAAAUGAUUGAAGCUGGACACCGGCAACAGUUGCUCAAAAUAUACAGAGAUUCCCGUUCUAAUGUGUUGGAAGAAAGCCUCCAAAAGCUUGGGGUUGAGAAACUUAACAAAGAUGAUGUUCAAAAGCUGCAAUGGGAGAUUUUGGAAGCCAAAAUUGGAAACUGGAUCCAUUUCAUGCGUAUAGCAGUCAAAUUGUUGUUUGCUGGCGAGAGGAAGGUUUGUGAUCAGAUAUUUGAAGGCUUUGAUUCACUUAGUGAACAGUGUUUUGCUGAAGUGACUACAAACAGUGUCACUAUGCUACUUAGUUUUGGAGAAGCGAUUGCCAAAAGCAAAAGAUCCCCAGAAAAGUUAUUUGUUCUUUUGGACAUGUAUGAAAUUAUGCAAGAGCUUCAUUCAGAGAUUGAAACACUUUUCAAAGGCAAAGCUUGCACUGAAAUAAGAGAGGCUGCAAUGAGUUUGACGAAACGACUUGCACAAACAGCCCAAGAGACAUUUGGAGAUUUUGAAGAAGCUGUUGAGAAAGAUGCUACAAAGACUGCAGUGACAGAUGGAACUGUUCAUCCUUUGACAAGCUAUGUAAUUAACUACGUCAAGUUUUUAUUUGACUACCGAUCCACCUUGAAGCAACUUUUCCAAGAAUUUGAAGGGGGAGAUGACUCUUCGCAAUUAGCAUCUGUAACGAUGCGAAUAAUGCAAGCCUUGCAAACUAAUUUAGAUGGGAAAUCAAAGCAGUACAGGGAUCCUGCAUUGACACAUCUUUUUCUCAUGAAUAAUAUUCAUUAUAUUGUCAGAUCGGUUCGUAGAUCCGAAGCUAAGGAUUUGCUGGGAGAUGAUUGGGUACAACGACAUAGGAGGAUUGUUCAGCAGCAUGCAAAUCAAUAUAAAAGAAAUGCUUGGGCAAAGAUUCUCCAAUGCCUAUCUAUUCAGGGCCUUAACUCCUCAGGAGGCGGUAGUGGUACUGCCGGUGGUGACGCUGCAGCCGGAAGUAGUAGCGGUGCUUCAAGGGCACUCGUUAAGGACAGGUUCAAGACGUUUAACGUUAUGUUCGAGGAACUCCAUCAGAAACAAUCUCAAUGGACAGUUCCUGACACCGAGUUGCGCGAGUCUCUUAGGCUUGCAGUUGCCGAAGUCUUGUUACCCGCCUAUAGAUCAUUUGUGAAACGAUUCGGGCCUCUAGUGGAAAGUGGAAAGACUCCUCAGAAGUACAUCAAAUACACCGCCGAAGAUCUAGACCGAAUGUUGGGCGAAUUUUUCGAAGGGAAGAACAUGAACGAAACCAAGCGGUAAACAAGCUGCGGAUUAAGGUGGGAUGAUUUAUGUACAGAGGUUCACACCUUUGUUGCAGCUUAGUUCUUAGUUCUUUUUUUUUUUCAAUGGUAGUUCCGCAGUUUGUGUAUGGUGGCUGAAUGUAUUUUACUUUUUAUUAUGGAGGAUUAAAGGGAAAAUGAAAAGUUCUCGUUUGUAUCAAUUAGACUUUUAUUUUUUUGGCAAGGAGUUUAAGAACCCUGAGGGGGGAUUUUCUUUCUA